This is a messenger RNA of Saimiri boliviensis boliviensis (Bolivian squirrel monkey), 1613 nucleotides long. RefSeq names its product Yip1 domain family member 1 (gene YIPF1). Gene Ontology annotation, biological process: vesicle-mediated transport. Gene Ontology annotation, molecular function: small GTPase binding. Gene Ontology annotation, cellular component: Golgi apparatus; membrane. The record is from RefSeq and is a predicted model, not a curated record. NCBI's taxonomy places the organism in Eukaryota, Metazoa, Chordata, Mammalia, Primates, Cebidae.
UCCGGCUUCCGGUAACUGGGCUGGACCGGAACCGGCGCGGAGCGUCUGAGGCCCGAGCCUUCCCGGGACCCACUGGACGCCCAGCCCCGCGAGACCCCUGCAAAAUUUCUUCCUCAUAAUUGGGAGAAGACUUACUGGCUCAAUGGCAGCAGUAGAUGACUUGCAAUUUGAAGAAUUUGGCGAUGUAGCCACUUCUGUGACAGCAAACCCAGAUGCCACCACAGUAAGCAUUGAGGAUCCUGGAGAAACCCCAAAACAUCAGACAGGACCUCUGAGAGGCUCAGGAAGAGAAGAAGAUGAUGAGUUACUGGGAAACGAUGACUCUGACAAAACUGAGUUACUUGCUGGACAGAAGAAAAGCUCCCCCUUCUGGACAUUUGAAUACUACCAAACAUUCUUUGAUGUGGACACCUACCAGGUCUUUGACAGAAUUAAAGGGUCUCUUUUGCCAAUACCCGGAAAAAACUUUGUGAGGUUAUACAUCCGCAGCAAUCCAGAUCUCUAUGGCCCCUUUUGGAUAUGUGCCACAUUGGUCUUUGCCAUAGCAAUUAGUGGGAAUCUCUCCAACUUCUUGAUCCAUCUGGGAGAGAAGACGUACCAUUAUGUGCCUGAAUUCCGAAAAGUGUCCAUAGCAGCUACCAUCAUCUAUGCCUAUGCCUGGCUGGUUCCUCUUGCACUCUGGGGUUUCCUCAUGUGGAGAAACAGCAAAGUUAUGAACAUCGUCUCCUAUUCAUUUCUGGAGAUUGUGUGUGUCUAUGGAUAUUCACUCUUCAUUUAUAUCCCCACCGCAAUACUGUGGAUUAUCCCCCAGAAGGCUGUUCGUUGGAUUCUAGUCAUGAUUGCCCUGGGCAUCUCAGGAUCUGUCUUGGCAAUGACAUUUUGGCCAGCUGUUCGUGAGGAUAACCGACGUGUUGCAUUGGCCACAAUUAUGACAAUUGUGUUGCUUCAUGUGCUGCUUUCUGUGGGCUGCUUGGCAUACUUUUUUGAUGCACCAGAGAUGGACCAUCUCCCAACAACUACAGCUAUUCCAAACCAAACAGUUGCUGCAGCCAAGUCCAGCUAAUGAGGAAAUUCUCUUUUGUUUUCUGGAGCAUGGUUCUUUGGGAAGUGGCACCCACUGCAGGAAAGCAAAAUGAGCAGAGCCAGCAGGAGAACUGAUGGAGUGGCACAAACUCCCAGUGUCUGGAUGGUGCCACACUGGCGCCUAAUCACCCGUUUAACAAGCAGAAAUUAAAUGUUGCUCAGCACAUGUGUCUUUCAGCUCUUCUUUUUCACCCAUGGAUGACCAUUGUGACCAUGUGUUGAUUGGACUGAAAUGCCAGGAUAUGGGUUAAGCAUGCUCAGUGCUGUCCCGUUGCCACCCACAGUCAAAUGACAUGCUUCACUGUAGGUACCUUAAUACCUGAAACAGACCCAUGCUAGGUUCUGAUGUCCUCUCUCUGAAUUAUGUACAGACUACUUGGGGGAUCUUCUUCUCUCCAAAUGCUAGCCAUCUUAAAGUAGGCAAACAAUAGAAACUUCGGUGGGGAUUUACCCGGAGCUUGAAAAUGUCUUUGGUAACCUGAUACUGGACCGCUAAACCUAAUGGUUGCAAAAUAAAUACCUCACAUGAU